Molecule: messenger RNA, 2946 nt
Organism: Thermochaetoides thermophila DSM 1495
Lineage: Eukaryota; Fungi; Ascomycota; Sordariomycetes; Sordariales; Chaetomiaceae
Product: mitochondrial phenylalanyl-tRNA synthetase-like protein
Exons: 11
Coding region: 1-2946 (981 amino acids)
Biological process (GO): L-arginine biosynthetic process; phenylalanyl-tRNA aminoacylation; urea cycle
Cellular component (GO): cytoplasm
Molecular function (GO): phenylalanine-tRNA ligase activity; tRNA binding; argininosuccinate synthase activity
Source: RefSeq, a predicted model, not a curated record
AUGUCCAAGGGUCGCGUUUGUCUCGCCUACUCUGGAGCAUUGCCGGUGGCAUGGAUCUGGAUCUCGAUUGCUUUCGACCUGCCCGAUUUGAACAAGACUGACACCCAGAUUCCAGGCCUCGACACCUCCACCAUCCUGAAAUGGCUCAUCCUCGAGGGCUACACUGUUGUGUGCUUCCUCGCCAACGUCGGCCAGCAGGAGGACUGGGCUGAGGUUGAGAAGAAGGCUCUCGCCCUCGGCGCUGAGCGUAUGGUCAUUGAGGACCUCCAGCGAGAGUUCGUCGAGGAGAUUGUCUUCCGUGCCAUCCAGUGCAAUGCCAUCUAUGAGGACCGCUACCUGCUUGGUACCUCUCUGGCCCGCCCCAUCAUCGCCCGCGCUCAAGUCCGCGUUGCCCAGCAGUACAACUGCGAAUAUGUCAGCCACGGCUGCACUGGCAAGGGUAAUGACCAGGUCCGCUUCGAGCUGGCCUUCAAGGCCUGCAACCCCAAGCUCAAGGUUAUCGCCCCUUGGCGUAUGCCUGAGUUCAUUCAGCGCUUCCAGGGUCGUGCCGACCUUCUGAAGUUCGCUGCAGAGAACAACAUCCCCGUCUCAGCCACCCCAAAGGCCCCGUGGUCAAUGGACGACAACCUCGUUCACUGCUCGUACGAGGCUGGUGUUCUUGAGGACCCUGACUACACUCCUCCCAAGGAGCUCUGGACCCGCACUGUUGACCCCCAAGAUGCUCCCGACAAGCCGUACAACUUCACCAUCCACUUCGAGAAGGGCAUCCCCGUCAAGCUUGUCACUCCUGAGGGUGAGGUGACCGACUCAGUGGAGCUCUUCAAAACCCUCAACAAGAUCGGCCACGACAACGGCGUUGGCCGUAUCGAUAUCGUCGAGAACCGCUUCAUCGGUCUCAAGAGCAGAGGCUGCUACGACACUCCUGGCUUGACCAUCGCUCGUCUGGCCCAUAUCGACCUUGAGGGUCUCGUCAUGGACUCCCGCGUUCGUAAGCUCCGCGACCAAUUUGUCACCAUUGAGUGGUCGCACUGCCUCUACAACGGCAUGUACUUUUCUCCUGAACGCGAGUUCCUGGAGAACUCCAUCAUCUUCUCUCAACAAAACGUGACCGGUGAGGUCCGCAUGUCUGUUUACAAGGGCAACGCCUACGUCCUGGGCCGCAAGAGCAACACCAGCAUCCUCUACUCUCAGGAGGAUGCCUCCAUGGACUCGCUCGAGACCUUCCAGCCGAUGGACACCACUGGCUUCAUCGCCAUCCAGGGCAUUCGCCUGGAGAAGUACGGUCUGCAGAAGAUCAAGGAUGGCCAGCCUCUGAGCAAUGAUAUUGGUGUUGAAAAGUUCAAGAUCGCCAAAGCCCCAGCAGAGCUGCGAGAACCUUUGGGGCUGAGCUUCAAGCAAUUGACCAAUCAUGUCGAGCCUUCGGCAGGCCCCUGCCAUCUUGAGCCGCAUUCUGAGACCAGCAUGGUCGGACCGCGGGUUGUCAUGGCCGCCCUCCGGCCCGGUGCUGGGGCCUGCUCGAACAUAUCGUGGCCAUUGCGGCAGGGCAGCAGCAGGCUGCGCAUAAUCACGCCAGUCCUUCGCUUGAGGGUAUUUUCGUACUCCAGAUACUACUCACCAGCUGAGUCCCGCGUGUCGCCAACGCCCAACGCGCAGAAAACUGUCACCAUCAACGGCAGGUCAUACCCUACGGACUCGUGGUACAACGUCUCCUCCACCGUACUCUCCCUGACCUCGCGCAAGCUGCACCUCCAAAAGGACCACCCCGUGUCCAUCACCCGAAAGAUCAUCGAGUCUGUCUUUCCUGGCCCGACCUACAAAUACUACAACGAGUUUGAUCCGGUUGUUUCGACCCACGAGAACUUCGACUCCCUCGGCUUCCCCCCCGACCACCCGGGCCGUGCCCGCACCGACACCUACUACAUCAACCAGUCCACGCUCUUGCGUACACACACCAGCGCACACGAGGCGCAACUCUUCCGAGAAAACGAUACCGGUGGCUACCUCAUCAGUGCCGACGUCUAUCGCCGUGAUGAGGUUGAUCGCUCGCACUACCCCGUCUUUCACCAGAUGGAGGGCGCCCGUGUCUGGGACCGCCGGCUCGUGCCCAAUGGGGACUUGGUCGCGGCUGUAUAUGAGGAUCUGGAACGCCUGCCGAAGCAUAAUAUGACGGUUGAAGACCCCAACCCGCCCUUCCAUCCCGAGAGGAAUCCCCUCCAAGAGGGGCAUCAUACUCCUGAGGAGGCAGCCGCUAUUGCGGCGCAUCUGAAGCGCUCGCUGGAGUUGAUGGUUAAUGAGAUCUUUACCCGAGCGAAGGCUGCUAAUGUCGCUGCUGCGGGUGGUUCUCCGCAACAGGAUGAACCCCUACGCGUGCGCUGGGUUGAGGCCUACUUCCCCUUCACAUCACCCAGCUGGGAGCUGGAGGUACACUACAACGGCGACUGGCUGGAGAUUCUCGGCUGCGGCGUGAGCCAGCAGCACGUCCUCAACAAUGCCGGGGUCCCGCACAAGUCCGGCUGGGCCUUCGGCAUCGGACUCGAGCGUGUAGCCAUGCUCCUGUUCAAGAUCCCCGACAUCCGGCUGUUCUGGUCGCAAGACGAGCGGUUCUUGUCACAAUUCCGGGGCGUCGAGGAUGACUUAAGCAAGAUCAGGCCCUUCGUACCGUUCAGCAAGCACCCCGCUUGUUAUAAGGACGUAUCGUUCUGGCUGCCGAAGGAUGAGUUCCAUGAGAAUGAUCUGAUGGAGAUCGUGCGUGACGCAGUGGGCGAUGUGGUCGAGGAUGUGAAGAAAGUAGAUGAGUUCGUGCAUCCUAAGACGGGGAGGAAGAGCAUGUGCUAUAGGAUUAACUAUCGCAGUUUGGAGCGGACGUUGACAAAUACUGAGACGAAUGAGAUGCAUGAUCGGGUGGUUAAGGGGUUGGUGGCUAAGUUGGGGGUUGAAAUCAGGUAG